GUACUCCGAACGGUGAGGAACUCCGGCGACGUGCCACCUGUUAAAGCUGCCCUGUUAUAAUCUUUGGCCGAGUAAAGAGAAAAAAAAGAUAAAGAAAAGAAUAUAGAGGCACCCUCUUUUUUUUCUCUCUUUUUCUCUCUUUAUCUCUCUUUUUGUCUAUCUAUAUAUCUAUCCAUUCAUCUAUUCAUCCGUCUAUCUGUCUAUAUAUCCGUCUUUAUCUUUUACUACUUUCGGUGAUCCGUUCCUCUUAUCUCAUUUCGAACUCUUCAGUUCGAAGUGGAGAACGCGACCUUGAAGGACGACGUAUCGAUCGAAGGAUAAAAAGAAGAGGAGAAGGAGAUAAGUAUUGACUGACAAAAGGAGAUAGAAGGAAUCUUUGAUAGAUUCUACGUGGAAAGUUGACAUUCUUCUUUCCUUCAUUCUAAUCUGAGAGCUGUUACUUCGAAGGAGAACUUCUUCGCUAAGAAAAGGGGAAUUAAAAAUUCAUCGAAAAAUCAACGGAGAUCGAUUCAGUGAUUGCAUAAGGAUGAUUUUAAUCACUAUCUUAGUAACAUCAGCAAUGAUCACUAUGACGCGUUCUGCACCGGCUGUACAUCUUCCAAAGGAAACUGGGAAUUUUCCGGAAGUGCUAUGGCUCGUUAAUCAGCGAAUGCCAGAAUUAGAGAGAGAGAUGUAUGAAUCGAGCAACGAUCCUGGCCCGACGAUACUCAGGACGAAAAGGAUCGGUUCUUUGUCGAUCGUAAAUAAUUUCGAUGUUCUCAGAGAGAGAAUACUUUUGGAAAUAGCUCGUAGAAAGGCUUUGCAAGAUCAACGACAAAUCGAUGCUAACAGACAGAUUCUCGAUAGCAUCGGCAAGAGAUCGGUAACAUCUUUCGAGGAUUACACAUCCUCGUCUCGUCCUCGAACUUCGGGAAAAAUCUACGAUUGGCUCAGCGAAAAUGACUCCCUUCUUGGAAAUCGUCAUAGCAAUCAAGAUCGCAGGGUACCAAGCAACGAAUUACUCUGGUUGUAACCAUAUGCGAACCAAUCAAAGAAAAACUAUUGAAAUCCAGAUUUGGCAGGCAACCUCUCGCUUUUCCAAGUUUUACGAGCCGCAAAUUUUGUUCCCAUAUCAUUACGAAUUCUUCUUAUAGAGCUUUUAUCUGAUCUAUCAGUCUCGCGCGUUUCUCAGGUUCUAAUAGGCAACUAUAAUAUAGCGUGAUGAAUGAUGAAAAAUAAAAAAAAAAUUAAAAAAUUAAAAAGAAACAAAAAAAGGCAGAAAAAAGCGAAUAAUAUAAUGAACAUAGUAAUAUCAGCGACAUUUCAAGGUUACAUUCACAAAGUCAAUUUUCAAAGACGAUUCAAUUGCGAUGUAUAUGAGUCGUCAAAACGAAACAGUAUUAUAUUUUGUGAUCUUUCUUUUAUAUUAAUUAUUUUAUCGUUUCUAUAAUGUCUACGAUAAACACUAUAUUGUUAUUUUGUUUUGUUUUUUUUCUCCUCUUGACUAGACCAAAAAAAAAAUAUCGUUUCGUUGUUAAAUAACUCAAUUUGUUUCAUAUAAUUUAGGUAUUCGAACCAUUGAAGAAUUAAGACUUUUCAUUUUCGUCAUCACAAUUAUUCAUCCCCUAUAAUACGAUUAAUCAUUAUUUAUUUGUCUAACUAUAAUAUUUUCUAUUUAUAAUAGUUCCAUAAAAUAUUUACGUUUGUAUUAGACAUUCUCUGUAGUAAUCUCCGAAAAUAGAUUUUACUAUUUUAAAAGUUUAUGUCCGUUCUAGUUUUAUUACGAAAGUAACUUAGUAAAAUAUGUAAUUAUACGUUUCCUAUAAUGGAAAACUUUAAAAAAGAUAUAUAUAUAUAUAUAUAUAUAUAUAUAUAUACACACAUCUAUAUUUAAAAAAAAAAUGUUAUUAUUAAAUAGCAGCUCGAAGAGAGAGAAAAGAAAACAAGAAAAAAAAGAAGAAAAAAAAAAGAUCAAUAGAAACAUUUGUUCUAUAUUAGAUUAUAGUAAGAAAUAUUUAACAUUAGCAAAAUGACGAUAGAACAGCCUCAUCGUGUAAUUUAGUUCUAAUUAAUUAGAAUUAGCAAUAGUAAUGUACCUUACGCCUCGGUGAUACAUCGAAUGCUAGCCGAUUAUUAUUAUCAUUAUUCAGUCCUUUAUAGCAGCGAAUAACUUUCAGGAAAACUCGAAAA
Vespa mandarinia (Asian giant hornet) is the source of this 2169-nucleotide messenger RNA. It is a transcript of the gene Dh44, whose product is annotated as corticotropin-releasing diuretic hormone 44. Gene Ontology annotation, molecular function: hormone activity. NCBI's taxonomy places the organism in Eukaryota, Metazoa, Arthropoda, Insecta, Hymenoptera, Vespidae. The record is from RefSeq and is a predicted model, not a curated record. Gene Ontology annotation, cellular component: extracellular region.